UUUUGCCUUAUAAACGAGACGUAUUGUUCAGCAGACUGUGUAAUGUGAUGCAAAAUAGGGCAAUAACCUCAGUGUUUCGUGAUGAUGAUAGUAUAGCGGAUAAAUCACAGGAAUUCACGGAAAAAAUAAAAGUUCUACUAGGCGAAACCGAAAGUUAUGAUACAAAAUAGAAAAUACACACAAAAUAGACACAAAAUACGAAACAGGAACGAGGAAGUAAGUCUCUAUGGAUACUACAAGUGAGAUUAAUCGGCAACUACUGGAAUGUCCAGUUUGCUGCGAAAAUUACAAUGAUGAUGCACGAGUUCCUCGUGCAAUACUGUGCGGUCAUUCAUUCUGUACAACAUGUCUGAAGAAAAUGCUUAGAGAUAAGAAUAUCACAUGUCCGCUUUGCCAGGCUGUACAUGCUGUCAGAGAUGGUGACGUCAACAGCAUUCCAAAAGAUAACACCCGACGGCAUCUUAUGGAUAUUCUUAACAAAAAGUGCACACGUCAAAUAUGUACACAAUGUGAGGACAACAAUAAAGCUGUCAAGUUUUGCCAAGACUGUGAGGAAUACAUUUGUAACGAGUGUACUUACGCACACAAACGAACAAAGCUGACGAAAAACCAUAAGUUGAUGGCAUUGGAACAAGACAAAGACACCAACCUCGAAUGCAAUUCAGAAGUUGAAAUGAAACCAGUAUUAUGCAAAAAUGAGAAACAUGGCAACAAACAGGUUUUGUUAUUCUGUCUCAAUUGCAGUGAAGAUAUUUGUGAAAAUUGUGCAAAAGAAAGACAUAAGGAACAUCAAAUCAAACAAUUGAAAGAGUUGUACUCAGAGAAGCGCAAUGAAUUGAAUGUCCUAAUUAGUGGAUUCACACAAGCGGAUUUGCAAAAUGUGACAAAAAGGUUAGAAGAGAAGAUCGAAGAAGUGAAAGAAAAGGGCAUGAGUUUGAAAAGCGGACUGACACGUCAGUUUGAGACAUACGGUGAAAUUAUAGCAGACAGACUAAACGAAAUUAAAAGUCAAGUAGAUGAGGCAUUUGGAAAUGUUACAAAGGGUCUAGAAAAUGAUAAAGAUUUAGUGUGGAAUAUGCAACGUAAACUUUCAGAAGCAGAUGUUCUUACGCAUGAGAGGAACCCGGCAAGUUUUCUCAAAUCCAGCCAGUGUAUGGUAGAGACACUUACAGACUUGCAGAGGAAGAUUUCAAAACUGCCCGAAGUCGUAGAGGUGCGUUUCAGUCAAGCAUGUACGACGGAAGACUUCCAAAAAAUUGUUCAUGCACUAGGAUCGAUUCAAGAACUGAGACAAGAAAAUAGUGACGGUUAUGUUUGA
Mercenaria mercenaria is the source of this 1318-nucleotide messenger RNA. Its product is annotated as transcription intermediary factor 1-beta-like. The coding region runs from base 227 to 1318 and encodes 363 amino acids. The record is from RefSeq and is a predicted model, not a curated record. NCBI's taxonomy places the organism in Eukaryota, Metazoa, Mollusca, Bivalvia, Venerida, Veneridae. The transcript has 3 exons. Gene Ontology annotation, molecular function: zinc ion binding.